Messenger RNA from Penaeus monodon (black tiger shrimp), 1792 nucleotides. RefSeq lists its product as uncharacterized. The coding region runs from base 136 to 714 and encodes 192 amino acids. The record is from RefSeq and is a predicted model, not a curated record. The transcript is spliced from 4 exons. NCBI's taxonomy places the organism in Eukaryota, Metazoa, Arthropoda, Malacostraca, Decapoda, Penaeidae.
CCCCCAGUAGAUGGAGGUUGUGUUGGUGGAAGUCAGCAUAGCAACAGCAGCAGCAGCAGCUGGGCCUCUCUAAUUCCAGAUCUAGCAGGAUUUGAGGAGAUUGAAGAGGAAGAAGAAGUGCAAGAAGAUAUAGCUAUGGCACUAGGAGAGGAACUCAUAACAUAUGUUGGCAUUAGAGAACGAAUGAUUGCAAGUAAAGUUUGUCGUCUUUCUGGGCUAGUACAGCAGUUUUGUGGAGUGUCACACUGUCUCAUUCACUCACUGCUGUCGGGACGUCCUGUUGUCCUUGCUGCAGCUGACCAGUAUCGCUCUUUGGUAAUGCUGUAUGUACGGGCACUAUCUACUUUACUUCCACGCUCACCACGGCAAAAACUGCCCAUGUUAAGGUGGCACACUGGCACCAUAACAAGUUUUCAUAUUCAGCAUUACCGUGUGGUAGGGCUGUGUAUCCCAGAGAGACUUCAUGUUCAGGAUCUCAUGUCUAAUUCUACACUGAAUCAAGUCACAGUUCUGAAUAUUGAAACUGGCCACAUAUCAGGGGUAGCGUACAGUGGAACUCUGGUACGAGGAGUGGAACAGUAUGGCCGCAGACUGUUUCACUCCAACUCAGCACUUCAAGCAGCUUUACAAGCAAUUCUGGUUACUUUAGGCUUAAAGUAUAUUUGUUAUACCAUCUUCUUGAGACUACUGAUCGUAGUGCCAAUGACAUACUGAAGGGAAUAGGAAUAGCCAAAGGGGACUGGGACAUUAUAAAAUAUUUGACUAGCUUAAUACAGGCACAGCUGAAAAAUGCAUAAAGUUAACCUGAUGGCAAAUUAGUACUUAAUUUAGUAUGAUAAAAUUAUAUAGCAGUGAAUGAAGAAUACUUCCAUUACCAUGUUAAAGUAUUUCAGGAAUUAAUGUGAUGACAAUUUUUUUACACAAAUAUAAUUGUAUAUACACUUAUGCGUGUUCAUUGUUUAUUGGUUUUAUAUUUGAUAAAGUUAAUUGUUAAACAAAUUUGUGUAUGACAGAUUUUUCAUGCAGUUUUUUUGUGACCAUUAAUAAUCAUAGUUAGUGAAUUUAUUUAUAAAAAAAAAAAAAAUGUUAUUGAAUAUUCAGUCUUGUAUUUCAUAUAGCGCUGGUAUUGUUAUAGCCAAAGUUGAAAUGUGAUAAUCCUCUAGAUAUUUCAGUAUUUUUUAAGUAGAACAUACCAUCAUUCCAAAAUGUUAUGCAUCUUCUUGUAUAUAUUAAUUUAUAUUGUCUGAAUGUAUGUAUGUAUUGUUUCUAAAUAACACUUCCAGUUUGGUAAAUUGGUUUUCUGUUUCAUGCUUGAAAGGAUAUGGAAUCAAAAUUGUAUAGAAAUAUUAUCACUGAAUUUUUCUUACUAUUUUUGAGUUAGAUGUGCUUUUUUCUUUCUUCUUAUCCCAUUUGAGACAAUAUUGGAAUCUAGUGGCUUACUUCACACAAUUUUCAUCAUCUCUUGAAUAACUCCUUGCUAGAAGUUGACACCACUUUCAGGGCAGUGCCUACCUCUAAAUAAAACCUGAUGUAUGUCUGAUACCUCUGUAAUUUCUAGAAAUAGUUUAGAGCUAUUUGACUCUAAGCAUGUGUUGGGUAUAAAGGACAAAGCAGUCUUUUAUUGUUGAAAGAAAGAUUGUUGAAGUUAGGUCUUAUGUAGCAUCAUUAUGUAGAAGAAUUGCCCUUGAUGACUCCAUUCUUAAUUCAAAAUAAAAUGAGGGAAAGCUUGUAGUGAAACUUCAUAUAAUUAAUGGUCACAGCUCUCUUAUCCAAAUAUAACAUAUCAGAGUUU